AUGGUCCAGUCGACCGUCCUGGCUGUCCUAGGUCGCGCACGCCGACAACAUCAGGAUUGGUUCGAUGAAAGCGACGCUGCCAUCAGAAAUCUGCUCGCCGAGAAGAACCGUCUGUUCAGAGCCUACGUCUACUGCUCUAUCGACGACAACAAAGCAGCCUUCUACCACAGUCGUCGCCUUGUGCAACUGCGACUGCGCGGAAUGUAG
Molecule: messenger RNA, 207 nt
Organism: Spirometra erinaceieuropaei
Lineage: Eukaryota; Metazoa; Platyhelminthes; Cestoda; Diphyllobothriidea; Diphyllobothriidae
Source: the annotation of a GenBank genome assembly